CAGGGAGGCAAAGUCUGCUCCCCAUGACAUCAGCUGUCCCUUCUUGGACAUUCUAUUGUCUCCUAGAGAGUUCAGGCAUCCUCUGUGAUGUCACCAGUGUUGUAGUGACAACCAGUGCCCUAGUUUCUCUCAGUCUGAGUCUGGCAGUUACAACCUAAGACAUGUUUUCCCGUCUUCGCAAGCGUUUUAGGAGGGGGAACGUCGAUUGUGGAGAGACUAGAGUGAAGGAAUCUAGCCUUUCGUCUCAAAGUAAUGAUGGACAAAGACAGCACUUCUGGGGAAUGUGGAACGCUGGGAGAGAAACAUCAUCCCCUGGCACUGACCUAAGCCAGAAGCAGGCCAAGAAGGAAAAGGAGAGGCUGAUUAAAGAGCUGCAGCUCAUUACCGAGGAGAGAAAUGACCUGAGAGAUCGCCUGAGGUUUCUGACAGAGAGAUCCAAGAACAACAGGCCCUACUUCAGGCCAAAUCCAUAUUAUGAAGACCUGGAGAGAAUGGAGGAGGAGGUCAUGUCAAUUCUGCACAACUUAGAGAUGGAGAACACUGAGAUCCAUGAGAACAACCAUAAGCUGAAGAAGGAGAUUACCUUCUCUAGAAACCUGCUCAGCCAGCUCCUGAUGGAGAACACAUGUAGGAAGAAGUUGGUCCCACUGAAACAGGAGAGCAAGGAGGUACAUCUUUAUUGUGCACUGAACCAGAAAUAUUUGGUUGACUUCAACAAGAAAGAUAAAGACCAGCAAUGUCCAGACCCAGCAUCAUCAGGUCUCAGAAAGUGCAAGAGAGCUGGAAUUGGACACACGCCAGUAAGAGAGCUUCCUGAAGAAUAAGUUGCUUUCUCAGGAGUCCCUGAUGACAAACAUCCUGAAUGAAAACACCACUUGAGAGACAACUUGGGGGACCGCCUUUCAUUAUGUGUGCUAGAGGAGAAACAGCAAUACAUCUGUGCUUCUAAAUGUUCGUGAAGAAUAUGCUGUUUAGAAAUAUUUUUGUUAUGAUUUUAAUUGAAGUUUUCUUUUUGUUGUUUC
Molecule: messenger RNA, 1022 nt
Organism: Rattus rattus (black rat)
Lineage: Eukaryota; Metazoa; Chordata; Mammalia; Rodentia; Muridae
Product: disks large homolog 5-like
Exons: 6
Coding region: 162-824 (220 amino acids)
Source: RefSeq, a predicted model, not a curated record